This is a messenger RNA of Danaus chrysippus (African queen), 456 nucleotides long. The record is from the annotation of a GenBank genome assembly. Lineage: Eukaryota; Metazoa; Arthropoda; Insecta; Lepidoptera; Nymphalidae.
CUGGCGCGGGCCCGGGAGCGCCGGGCACACCUCGCCCCGCCCCCCACGCCCCGCGACCUGCGCGCCGCCACUGCCCUCUGGAGGGACCACGACGCAGCCGAGAACGAUAUGGUCGCUAUAGACGCGCAGAUGCAGGUGCUCCAGGAGGAAGGAUCUCGCCUCCAGCGGUUACGCCCCGGCGGUAACUCCCAGCAGAUAGCGCUGAGACAGCAGGCGCUCAGUGAGGCGUGGCGCUCCGUGACGUCAUCUCGUGGUCGUCAUCCCUCCGCAGCGAGAUGUCAUCCCCAGCUGCCGCAGGCUCAGCAGCAGCUGAGGGCGGAGAAAGAGGCGCGCGACGACUGUUUCAAGGACGUACUGGCCAGGGGGCAGAGGUUACUGGAUGAGGAACGUCCCAGCUCAGCGGAGAUCGAGGAGCGUUGCCGCGCGGCAGGUGGCGGGUGGCGUUGGAGCAGCUGA